This is a messenger RNA of Gallus gallus (chicken), 7386 nucleotides long. It is a transcript of the gene PTPDC1, whose product is annotated as protein tyrosine phosphatase domain containing 1. The coding region runs from base 4418 to 6685 and encodes 755 amino acids. Gene Ontology annotation, molecular function: protein tyrosine/serine/threonine phosphatase activity. The record is from RefSeq and is a predicted model, not a curated record. Lineage: Eukaryota; Metazoa; Chordata; Aves; Galliformes; Phasianidae. The transcript is spliced from 10 exons. Gene Ontology annotation, biological process: protein dephosphorylation; cilium assembly.
GGCCCCGCCUUCCCCACGCCGGGCGGCGGCGGAGCGGCGGCGGAGCGUUGGUGCAGGUGGGUGCGGCGCCCCCGGCCCUGCACGCGGCCGUCCCGGUGCUGUGCUCAGCGCGGUCGCUCAGUGGGCGGCGGGUGACGCCACGCCCCGGCCGGAGGCGGCCGUGCCCGGGGCAGCCCGGGCCGCUGGGGCAGCGCGGGGCGGGGCGGGGUAUCUGUUGGGUAAUGGAGCCCGAAAGGAUGCGCGCAGCACUGACGCCGGCGUUUGCAGUGACGUAUUGCGUGAAGCAACCGUCCCUCAGUUCUUGUCAUGGGCGGUUUGUGUAAAACGUACACAGAGCCACAUGUGCGAGGAAACAAAGGCGAAGUGAGCGGUGGAGGCGGUCCUCAGGGCCGUGCUGUAAGAACAGCGCUCCAGAGCUAUAAUUAGCGGCAUAAUUCUCUAAUUAGGCGAGAGCUUGAGUGGCAGCACGGGCCGACCCUUCAGGUCUCCGUCAGAAAUACAGGGCCAGCUCCGAGCGGGGUUUGUGAGGGGACGGAACAGCUGAGGAGCAGCGCGGGAAGACUGCAGUGCAGCUGCCCCGCCUCGGGCACAGCGCCGGGCACGGCCUGCUGCUGCUCGGCGACACCGCAUUCACACCACAGAGAAUGAAAACAGCAGUGCCCGAAUUACAUACCGACCUGUUGGCUGUGGUUGUUUGUCAUAAGAACUUCCAAACAACUUUGCUCCUGGAUUUGGAUAGCUCACUGUUGUUGUAAAUUACGUAAAAUCGUACCUGCUACUUCAGUUUCUCUCCACUGGAGCGCCUCCUGGCCUGAAUUUCAUGAGGAGAGCCAGCACAUCCCUCAUGGCUGGCUGUGUCCCACCUGCUCCCUCCUGCUCCCUGGCCGGUUCCCACGUGGCAAAGCUCGACUAUUUUGUUCCUUAGGGAAAAGCACAUGAUCAGGUGCUUUCUUAAAAGGACUGCCUACCUCCCGUCUCCUUCAUUUCCUCAACGGUUCCUCCUUCCCACCUUACAUGGUGGUUUUGAACAGCUGAGCUUUGUUGUGUGUUUCCUCCAUAGCUGUUCUGCUGCAGGGCCAGUGUUUCCUAGAUGUCAUGCAUACAUUAAGCAGUGCUUUUGGGAAGGUCACCACAAAUUGGCAAAGCCUGUGGUAGCUCUCCAGGAGUUGUAUGAAGGAAGGAAUUGAUGUCCUAAUUGUGCUGUUUUCCAGCAACCCGAUACCUGGUGUUUCAGAGACAGUGCUACUAACCCAAAGCAGGCAAUGGCUGGAUGAGGGCUUUGCCAUGGUGUUGUAUGGUCAGAAAAUGAGCUGUCUCACAAAGCAGAGCAGAAGUGGGUUGGUGUAGCCUAGUGACAGCUCUCCUCUCCCUUUUCAACCUGUAUUUCUUUGAAGUUGCAGUUUUUCUUUAAUUUCAAAGCCUGUGGCUGAACAAGAGCUUGUAGUCUGUUUCCAUAGGCUGGUGGUCACCUGUUGCAUUGUGAGUGCAUUGAAUGAUCUGUGAGUAAUGCGUGAUGCAAUUUGUCAGUUUUCAACUCCCUUGAAGUCUUCAGUUCUGCCUUUUCCUAACAUUUCACUGCAUUUCCAUUGCAUUCCAUGUUGUCAGUUUUAUCCAACCGUGGAACGAAAGAGGAAAGGAAUGAAUGUAGGAAGUACAGAUGACGAAUGAGGCCGGGGCUCCUCAGUGGGCUGUUGCUCUGGGAUCUCAUUAAGCAUUUACAUGUGUGUGUGUCUCACAAGAGUAACACUGCUGGUGUAGUCGAGGUGCUUUUAUGAUCAAUUUGCAGUGUGAUGCUGCAUUAUGCUUAAGGGUCAGGAAAAAAACACCUUAAAAGCAAAGCCUGUAAAACGUCUUUAAUAAAAUUUCAUACUGUUUUUGAAUAACACACACACACACACACACAAAAAGGAAUGCUUUCCCUGCAGUGUUUUAAUGCAAGCUGAAAAUGAAGCAAUAUUAAUUGAUUUUUAUUACUCAAACUGUAAGAAGAGCAAAAAGCAAAAGAUGAAGCUGGAGAUGUUCCAAGCCAGCUAGGAAUCUAAAUACACUGUGCUAAAUCCAAAUCAGCCUUAAAGAAAGCUAAGCUUUAGUAAACUUGAAGGUUUUAGGAUAAUUUGGUGCUUACGUGGCAAUGAGAACACCACAGUCUGAAUAGUGGUCACACAUUUCAGUUGCAUUCGGUUCACUGUGAGACAAUAUCUUCACUGCAGAGCUGCCUAAUCCGAUGCAGUUCUACCUAAGGACAUGGGACAGCUGCCUCUGCUAAGCACACUGCAGAGCUGCUGGGAGGCAGCCCGUGUGAUGCUGGAGGAGUGAGCUGCCCAAAGCCCAGUGACCCUGCUCUACUUACCUGAAAAGCCUGUUAAUGUCUUUCCAUGGCUAUCACAGUUCAAUAGAAUUUUCCAGAGGACAUGCGAUUCUUAUUUUGUUUAAAGAGGAAAAUGCCAAACCUAGAGAGAAAGAUUGUUAGUUUAGUCACCAGCUUCCCACCUACUCUGAGCACUUUUCCUUUGAAAAUGGCAGAUUAUUUCAGCCUAAUGGCUGACUCCCCCAAAAAGUCAUCCCCAGCACAAAGUCUUGACAACAAACGCGCUGACAGAGCCUGUUGGAACAAACAUGUUUGGCUCCCAUUCCUGGAACUAGCUCAGCUUUUCAGACCUCUGGGAGAGUACAAGUGCAGGAACGAGAGGCAGCAAAUCACUAAUACCUACAAAUGCAGCAGAUCAGCAGGCUGCUGUACCAGGUGUUAAAACCAUCCAAGAACAAACCCUCCUCCAGAGUCAAAUAGGUGAACGCUGCUGUUGUACAAUCAGUGUAAACAUUAAGAACUUCCCAAAAAAGGCUACACUUCUAUUAAGAAUUCCAUUUAGUUAAUGUUUCUUAAUUAUCCGAAGCGUCUUUCUGUUCUUUCAUCCACUAACAAAUCUGCUCAUUUCCUCCUACCGAAUGCUUUACCAGAUUUUAGUGCAGAUUCCUACCAAAGGCAUUUCAUUUGUAGGAGCUCAGCGCUGCGUUCUGCCUCUGAGGCAGCGCUGUGCUUUGGUUACUGCCCAGGGUCCACCAGAUCUCAGACUCUUUAAGCCCUGUUUUCAGUUAAGACUUUUUUGCACUGAUGGCCUGAUAUGUGUGUAUAUGUAUGACGUCAGCUAUUUACUAAAAUGAUCACCUGCAGUUGAGUUCAUGCCCAUGAUUUCUUUUUUGUCCCUGCAACAUCAGUACAAAAAAAAGAAGAUGUUAAGGACUACUUACUUCCUUUUUUCAGGUAGUUGCAUUGUUCUUCUUUCCUUCACUAGUAGCAUACAACAAGAACAGUGACAGCUCACUACGUCAUUAUUUCUGAAAAUCACUGUAAUGAUUUUGUCCUGUUCUGUGUGCUCCAUCUCCCUCCUGACAGCAAGGAAGGUGUUUAUCUGAGACAACACAUUUGGAAUUAACACACAUGUUGGCAUCAGCCUCCAGUUGUCUCCUGUAGCUUGCUUAAAUAAAAAACACAUCUCCAUCCACAGAAGCUUGCACAUGUACCUUUUUUUUCUCUGAGUAAUUGGGAGGUAUUAAUGAUGAGCAGUGAGUAAGCACUUAAUUAAUGCUAGCUUGUUUGUGUUUUGUUUUUUUAUUUCUUUUUAAUAAGACGUGGGGAAGCUAUGGAAAUAGCUGAAAUCUGUUUUCUUGUCAGACAGCACUGUAGUUGAUUUGGUGAAAUAGAACAUCAAAUCUUAUUUUAUUCAGCUUGUUUUAUUACUUUAGUCUGGCUUGUAUUAGUUAAAUCAAGUCUUUGUUUUUUUUAGCAGAUCACAUCCUUUGCAUUCAGAAUAACUUAUUUUUGUUAUGUUUUUGGGAUGUUAAUGCAGUGAAUUUGCACUGAGUAUAUAUGCUUUAAUGAUAGUCUUUGCUAUACUGGUUGAAAAAUGGAAGAAAUUGUUCAUUGUUCAGGGUAUAACCACAGAUAGGAACAAUGAGACAUGAAUCUGAUUUUCUUUUCAUGGUGUUUUAAAUUAAUGUAUCAGUUGAACUGCAGUUGAUGUGGGUGCGUUCCCAGAGUGAUCUUCGUAGCUGUGCUCACUUGGCUGGUGCAGGCAGACCCACACUUCUGGUGGCUGACAGCAAAAGGAGGUGAAUGGAAGAGAUGGAGCAGGGCGGUGGGGAGGGUUCUGUUCUUCGAAGAGCUUGGCGUGGCCUCUUUGCCUCAAUCCCUCUGAGAUUUAGGCAGAUACAGAAAGCAGUUCAUGAGAUGAUUAUCUGCAUAGCCCACAGGGCAUUCCUCAUGUAGUCUUAAAUUAGGAAAAGAUAGUUGUUGGCUCCUCCCAGAUUACCACCGUGAAUCCAAUUAACUACAGGAAACACUGCAGCAACAUAAUUCAGCAUCUCUUCUGUAAAUGGGAUUUCCCUACAGCACAUUUCUGGGGGUGGUACUGCAGCAAUGAAGGGAUCAGCAUUCACUCGCUCUUUUUGCAGGGUCACAGGUACUGCAAUGGCUGCAGGAGUUUUGCUGCAAAAUGAACUACCAUACUCUUCGUUGCUAGAGAGCAGUGUGUAUCUUGCAAAUAUGAGUUCAGGAAGUUCAAGGCGGCCGACAGCAAAGUACACGAAAGUGGGGGAGCGCCUUCGCCACGUCAUCCCUGGGCACAUGCAGUGCUCGAUGGCGUGCGGUGGUCGUGCGUGCAAGUAUGAGAAUCCGGCUCGAUGGAGUGACCAGGAGCAAGCUAUUAAAGGGCUCUACUCUUCUUGGAUAACAGAUAACAUACUGGCUAUGGCUCGACCCUCGACAGAAUUAAUUGAAAAGUACAACAUCAUUGAACAGUUUGAAAAAUGUGGCAUAAAAACCAUAAUUAACCUGCAGCGUCCUGGGGAGCACGCGAGCUGCGGGAAUCCGCUGGAGCAAGAAAGUGGCUUCACCUACCUUCCUGAGGCAUUCAUGGAGGCUGGCAUUUAUUUUUAUAAUUUUGGGUGGAAGGACUAUGGAGUGGCAUCUCUUACUACUAUACUUGACAUGGUAAAAGUCAUGGCUUUUGCGCUGCAGGAAGGCAGAGUGGCUGUUCACUGUCACGCGGGACUUGGACGGACAGGUGUUCUAGUAGCUUGCUACUUAGUUUUUGCAACAAGAAUGACUGCUGAUCAAGCCAUUCUUUUUGUCAGAGCAAAAAGGCCUAAUUCUAUUCAGACUAGAGGGCAGUUACUGUGCAUCAGAGAAUUCACUCAGUUUUUGAUUCCUCUCAGAAAUGUAUUUGCUUGCUGUGAGCCCAAGGCGCACAGGGUGACGCUGUCCCAGUACCUGACCCGCCAGAGACACCUGCUCCACGGUUACGAGAGCAGGCACCUCAAACACGUGCCAAAACUCAUUCACAUAGUGUGCAAGCUGUUGCUAGACUUGGCUGAAAACAGACAAGUGGUAGAGGCAGAACUCUUAGACAUAGCAGAUCUCUCAGCUGAAAUUGAAAAGACCGUCUCCCAGCUGGUGUCGACACAGCUAGAUGGAGACCUUGCCAGGCAGGACAGUGACAUGUCAGACUCCUCGCACACCCACUCGGCCACUUGUGACACACAGGAUUCUCUAUUCUCCCUGGCACAUGAAUGUGAUCCUCUUUGGAAAAGGAGGAAUGUCGAAUGCCUUCAGCCUCUGUCUCAUGUGAGGAGGCGUCUAAGCUACAGUGACUCAGACUUAAGGAGAACUGAGUUUCUCUUAGAGCAAGGAGAAACGGCAUGGACGGUACCUGCUCAGAUAUUACUGUGCAACAAACUUAAGCAGAACAGCAGUGAGGAGAGUUCUGCCACAGAUGAACAAAAGCCACAGCUGGAUUUAAACAAAGAAGCACUAGUACGUAAUACGUGUACGAUUUGGAGUCAAACUAAGUUUAAUUUGGAUGGACAAAAAGAUGGAUCUUCACUUUAUCAGAGAAGGAACUCUACCAAAGAAGUACAACGCAGCAGAACUUUUUCUUCAGGUCUAGCAUCUCUCCACUAUACCAGGGAGCCUGGAACGCCAAGGCAUAAUUUUACCAAUGAGGUUGGCCAUAGGAAGGAACGUGAGACUCGUACGUACAGCAGAAGAGUCUACGUCUCUGAGGAUUCUGAUUCUUCUUCUUCUUCUAAAGUGAACUUUUCCAUUGGAUGUGAAAGCCAAGGUAGCAAAGAUCCUUCAGAGGCAAUUCCGCACAUUGUUCUGCAGUCGGAAUUAAGUUUGGAAGCUCGAAGAGUUUUGGCAGCAAAAGCACUUGCAAAUAUAAAUGAAUUUCUGGAAGAAGAUGAAGUGAAGCAGAAGGUAGAAAUGUGGCAGAAAGAACUGAAUUCUCGAGAUGGAGCUUGGGAUAAAAUCUCUACCGAGAGAGAUCCUUUCAUCCUCUGUAGCUUGAUGUGGUCCUGGAUAGAGCAACUGAAAGAGCCUAUUAUAUCCAAAGAUGAUAUUGACAUGUUGGCAAAAAAUUCCAUAGAAUCACAAGAUGCACUUAACUUACUGAGAAAGGAACAGUGUCAGACUAUUCUUUGUAUUUUACACUGUGUGGUGAACUUGCAAACACUACCAGCUGAUGUGGAGGAGGCCUUACUUGUUCGUGCUAUUAAAGCUUUCACUAAGACAAGCUUUGAUUCCGAAGAUGGACCACACGUUUACAAUACUCUGAAAAAAGUGUUUAAGCAAACACUGGAAGAAAAAAGAAAAAAGCUGAAGGAAGGAACAGAGAAUCCCUCUUGAUUUCUGCACAGUGAUGCUGAAGGAUUGGAUGGCUCUACCAAAUUAUUUUGCAUUUUCCAGCUACUGUAUUUUGUGCUAUUUUGCAUGACUUACCUAAUGUUAGGUGGCAGCCAUUAUUAACAAAACAUUUUAUUUUUUUAGAGGGAGUUUUAUUGUGAACUGUUCUGUCUACAUGGUUCUAAGGAACAGCUCCUGUUCAACUGUACUGCAGCUUUUUGAUUUCUAGUACUGUUUUAUUUUAUGAAAUGUUCACUUGUUUUCAGAUGUAUUUAUUAUUUAGAAACCUCUGCAAUUGGCAAGCUAUGCUUUGGACAAGUUACACAGUUGCCAUAAGUUCAGUGCCAUGGUACGGAAGGUUUGAAUGGACUGAGUUAAUGUUUAUGUAUUCAGUUUGUUUACAUUAAUGUUACUUGAUUUUUCUUUGAGGACAAUAAAUACUGACUGAAAUAACUCUUCUUUUAGAAAAUUUAAGUAAGAGAAAUAGUUAAUGGAUCUUGAGGUCUGCUGUUAACAGCAGAUGAAAUAACUGUUACCAGUGCAUUCCUCAAAGGCACUGCAGUAGAGAAAUACAUUAAAUGCUUUAAGUUACAAAGGUCUUCAUUUAGAAACUUUUGUCAAAAAAAGCUUCUAAUCUUUUCCUUAGUGGCAAAUGAGUUUUGUCUUCUUAAAUGCUUUGAAUAAAUUAUUAUUUUUUUUAUUAA